GAAGAAAAUAAUGAAAGGUCUAAUGAGUCGGUUGGGAAUUAUAAAGAUCCUAGUGAAUUGGUUAGAAAUUGUGAAGAUUCAAACGAAUUGGUUAGAAAUUGUGAAGAUUCAAAUGAAUCAGUUAGAAAUUGUGAAAAUUCAAACGAAUCAGGUAAAAACUGUGAAGAUUCAAAUGAAUCAGGUAGAAACUGUGAAGAUUCAAACGAAUCGAGUAGAAACUGUGAAGAGUCAAAUGAAUUUGUUGGAAUUUGUGAUGAUAGUGAAGGGUCUGGUCAAUUUUUUUGCAAAAAUGAUCUUAUUUUAGAUUUUGGUGAUGAAAAUUUUGAUGAGUAUUAUAAUAAUUCAGAAUUAGAAAAUUUUUCUAAUUCCUGGCUUUAA
Molecule: messenger RNA, 378 nt
Organism: Racocetra fulgida
Lineage: Eukaryota; Fungi; Glomeromycota; Glomeromycetes; Diversisporales; Gigasporaceae
Source: the annotation of a GenBank genome assembly